Molecule: messenger RNA, 1023 nt
Organism: Miscanthus lutarioriparius
Lineage: Eukaryota; Viridiplantae; Streptophyta; Magnoliopsida; Poales; Poaceae
Source: the annotation of a GenBank genome assembly
AUGUCUUCCGCCGCCGCGCUCCUCCUCCGCCCCACGUCUGCCACGACACACCCGCUCCUCCACCAAUCCAGCCCCAAAUCAUACUUCCUCCGCCUACACCCGUCCCGCCGCCGCCUGCCCGUCCCGCGCCUGUCCCUCACGCCCACCACCGCCAGCAACAGCAAUAGCAACAGCUCUCCUCCCCCACCGUCCCCUUCGGCCCCUUCGCCCGCCCCCGCGGCCCCGCCUUCCCUUUUCUCCAACUGGUCCCCGCCGCGCGCGAUCUGGCGGGGGCUCUCGGCGCUGCUCCUCGCUGGCCAGGUCUUCCACCGCGUCCUCACGGGCCGCGUGCACCGCCGCAACCUCCUGGCCCAGCUUCGCCGGGUGGGGCCCGGGAGCGCGGGGGUCGCGCUCCUCACCGCGGCCUUCGUGGGCAUGGCCUUCACCAUCCAGUUCGUGCGCGAGUUCACCCGCCUCGGCCUCCACCGGUCCGUCGGCGGCGUCCUCGCCCUCGCACUCGCGCGCGAGCUCUCGCCGGUCGUCACGGCCGUCGUCGCCGCCGGCCGCGUCGGCUCCGCGUUCGCCGCCGAGCUCGGCACCAUGCAGGUGUCGGAGCAGACCGACACCUUGCGCGUCCUCGGCGCCCACCCCAUCGACUACCUCGUGGUCCCUCGCGUGCUCGCCUGCGUGCUUGCGCUCCCGGUCUUGACACUGAUCAGCUUCGCGCUCGGCCUCGCGUCCUCGGCGUUCCUGGCCGAUUCUGUCUUUGGCGUUAGCGUCAGCAUCAUUUUGGAGUCGGCGCGCAGGGCGCUGCGGCCAUGGGACUUGAUCAGCUCCUUGCUGAAAUCUCAAGUGUUUGGUGCCAUUAUCGCGGUGGUGAGCUGUGCCUGGGGAGUAACAACCCAUGGAGGAGCCAAGGGCGUUGGCGAGUCUACAACAUCUGCCGUGGUUGUUUCCUUGGUUGGAAUCUUCGUUGCAGACUUUGCUCUCUCGUGCCUGUUCUUCCAGGGUGCUGGUGAUUCGCUCAAGUAUGCAAUGGGUUGA